AUGACUUCAGUGGGCCAUUGCUAGAGAAAGCUGUGAAAAAUACAGAAGGUGUGGUUGAUGAUCAGAAAAGGUAUUGGAAGAGAAAAGGAUGCAACAUUUUAUCUGAUGGAUGGACAGAUGGACGGAAUAGGACUCUUCUCAACUUCUUGGUGGCUUCAAAUGGUGCAAUGGUAUUCAUAAAGUCUGUUGAUGCCUCAAAUGAAAUAAAAAAUGUAGAGACUUUGUGUAAUCUGUUGGAGGGUGUGGUUCGGGAAGUUGGAGUUGAGAAUGUUGUCCAAAUUAUCACGGACAACGCAGCUGCAUAUGUAUCUGCAGGUAGAAUGCUUAUGCAGAGGCAUCCUUCGAUUACAUGGAGUCCUUGUGCUGCACAUUGCUUGGACUUGGUGCUAGAGGACAUUGGGAAGAUUGGAUGGGUGAAGAAGGUGGUUGAAGACGCAAAAAGUGUCACCAAAUUCAUCUACAACCAUACUUGGGUGCUUGCUUUGAUGAGAAAACACACAAAUGGCAAGGACCUUGUGCGACUUGGAGUGACACGAUUUGCUAGCCACUUCAUCACUUUGCAGAGCAUUCUUAGUGCCAUUCCUCAUCUUAAGUAGAUGUUUGUGUCAGAUGCUUGGUUGGGGUCUACAUACUCCAAAAGACCUGAAGCAGAGAAGAUUGUUUGCAUUGUUUUUGAUGAAGGGUUCACCAAAAGUGGAGAGGAGUUGACUGCGGUGACAGAACCUUUGGUAAGGGUUCUUCGUAUGGUGGAUGGAGAGGGCAUGCCAAUGGGUUUCAUUUAUGAGGCCAUGGAUAGGGCCAAAGAGGCCAUUUCACAUUACUAUCGUGGAAAUACAAGAAAAUGUGAAAUCUUUUGGCGCAUCAUUGAUCGUAGGUGGACAAACCAACUCCACCAACCGAUACAUGCCUUCGCCUACUUUUUGAACCCGAAAUUCUACUUCUUUGAUUCAUUUAGGGCUGAUGAGGAGGUCAUGGCAGGUGUUAUUACAUGCUUUGAUAAGAUGACACCUGAUCCUGAGUUGAGAGACAAGGUUCUUGAUGAGUUGGAGAUCUACAAAAGUGCAGAGGGAGACUCUUCUCAUCACAACUAGCAAUUGAUAGGAGAGGAAAACAACAACCAGAUUUAUGGUGGGAGAAUUAUGGUGCCGGCACGCCUAAUCUUCAAAAGAUAGCUAUCCGUGUUUUGUCUCAGCCAUGCAGUGCUUCUGGGUGUGAACGAAAUUGGAGUGUCUUUGAGAGCAUUCACACAAAGAAGAGAAAUAGAUUGUCACAAAAGCGGCUCAAUGAUCUAGUAUUUGUUCGGUACAACCUUCACCUUUGAGUUAGACAGGUGGAGGGUAUUUCACAUGAGGCCAUUGACUUGGAUGAAAUUGAUCCAUAUGGUGAUUGGACCAUGAAUGAACAAAAUGAUGGUGAUGAUGUCCUCCUUACCGAAGAAGAAAUUGCAGAAAUAGAGAGAGGAGCAGCACAAGAUGCAGAAGGAGCAAGAUUGGAUGAAAUGGAGGAUGAAGAUGAGGACGAAGAUGAGGAUGAUGAUGAGGACUUUGACUUUGAAGAAGAAUAAUUUCACCAUUUAGAUACCACAACACCCACUGCUACUACUUCUAGCUCAAGGCCUGAAAAAUUGAGCUAUAUUAGGAAAAAUACAAAGAGGAAGAUGUAGUCUUCUCUUUGGUUUGUUCAUUCACAUUGUUGUUUUUCACAUUUGGAGUUGGACUUGGACAUAUCAUUAUAUGUAAUUUUGUGAAUAUUUAUAUACUUAU
Cryptomeria japonica (Japanese cedar) is the source of this 1763-nucleotide messenger RNA. RefSeq lists its product as uncharacterized. Bases 597 to 1091 code for a protein of 164 amino acids. The record is from RefSeq and is a predicted model, not a curated record. Lineage: Eukaryota; Viridiplantae; Streptophyta; Pinopsida; Cupressales; Cupressaceae. The transcript has 4 exons.